AUGACACUCGCGGAUGCGGAGGCGGUGUUGGAAGAUUUGAAGACGCGGGACGUGGUCUUGGCUCGGGCGAAAGAGGAAGCGACGACUCGCGAGGCGCUGCUCGCGAAAUUUCAAGCCGAAGCCGAGUCGAGCACGCGGAAGCUGCGGGAUCACGACGAGGCGCACGCGCUGUUGACGGCGGAGAUCGAUGAUUUACGCGAUGCUUUGGCGAAGACUAGGGCUGAGUCGAACGCCCUGGCCGAGGAAACGACCGCGCUGAGCGAGGCUCUGGAGAGCGCCAAGGCGGAGGCGCUAGAGUGGAAGCGCGCGGCGGAUGUGUUGAAACGCAUGCAAGGUGGCGAAGCCACCGCGGGGGAUGCGAGAUCUGGAGAUAAAAUGCUUGUUCUUGAGCUUGAGUGCGCGCUCGAGGCGUUGACGACGACACGUGCCGAGUUGGAGGAUGUCAGCGCUCGUCUUGCGGCGACGACGCGCAGGGCGGAUCUCGCGGAGAAGCGCGAGGCAGUUGCUGCUGCUGCUCUCGAGGCGAGUGAAUCUCGCGCCAAACGCGCUGCCGUGCGCGGCACGUCCACAGGCAACACGAUGAACAGAGAAGCCAAAGAGCGGCUUGAUCGUGCGGAGGUUCGCGUGGCGCAGCUGCAGCGACGAUUGGAUCAAAUUGAUGGCGAACAUGUUGCGGAAAUGCAGACGUUACAGAAGGAACAUGAGCGAAUCUGUUUGCAUCUCAAGAUGAAUCGCCUUUCACAGGGUGAUGCGACGGAGCUCAUGCGUCUGGAAAUCGAGGACGUCAAGCGUGAGUCCACCGCGCGCGCCGUUAAGGAGCGAGACGCGUACUGGCGAGGUGUUUUGGAGGACGUCGAGCGCGCGCGCGAGGCGGCAGUCGCAGAGCUCAAGCGAAAAAUGGAGGGCGAGCUCGUGUCUAAGAAUACGCAGUUACAAAGAUUUCGGCACGAUCUAGUUCAAAUGUUGAAAGAGACCGCAUAG
Ostreococcus tauri is the source of this 981-nucleotide messenger RNA. RefSeq names its product unnamed product. The record is from RefSeq and is a predicted model, not a curated record. NCBI's taxonomy places the organism in Eukaryota, Viridiplantae, Chlorophyta, Mamiellophyceae, Mamiellales, Bathycoccaceae. The transcript has a single exon. The coding region runs from base 1 to 981 and encodes 326 amino acids.